AUGGCAACAGAUGUUCUCAGCUUCAGGGACGAUAGUAGUCUCGAGGACUGGCAUGAUUUUGAGGUUCUAGGCUGCGGAGACGAGCCCAAGAUUCUGAUCAAGAAGUCGAGUAUGCAGUCCGUAUCCGAGAGGCGGAUCUCCGUUGAUCCGCAAUCGCUAUUGUCGAGGAACGAGAGCUUCGAUAUGUUAGUCUCACGUCCGGGAGACAUCGAUGACAUUGCGCUGUCUCGGCCGUUGGAUAACCAAACGAAGACGAAGUUUGUGAGCUGCAGCCUCCCGAACUCAGCAGCCACGUCACCUAGACGUAGCUCAAGUUGGAAGAACAGAACCACAGAGCAGGUUCUUGACCUAAUGCUGAUUCAAGACGCGGCUACAGCGUUCAGGAGAAGCAAAUCUUGCGGCGAAGGACGUGCUUGCACACCAUCGCUCGAUUUCGACAUGUUAUUGCAUAAAUCAAGACAUGGACACCAUAACAAUAAUAAUCAUCAGCAUCAGCAUCAUCAUCAUCAUGGCUACUCUUCCUCUAAUUCCAAGAGUCUCUCCAACAAGAGUAGUGGAAACAACUCUUUCUUUUCAAAAACAGAGUCUAACAAAACAAGCAGAAGCAAUAGCAAUAGCAAUACCGCGAAUUCGAAAAGCAUCAGUUCAUUCGAAGACGGAUUCAAAUGCAGCGCUUUGUGUCUCUACUUACCCGGUUUCAGCAAAGGAAAACCCGUGAGAUCGUCUCGAAAAGGCGAUUCCUCUUUCACUAGAACCACAACGAUGACUUCUUCUCAAUCUAUGGCAAGAACCGCUUCCAUCAGAGACACCACGGUACUCUCGGCUCGAGCCUCCCUAGAGCGGUUCGAAUGCGGUUCAUGGACCUCUUCGGCUAUGAUAUACGAUGACAAUGUGGAUCUUGGUGGCCAUUUCUUCGACUUGCCUUCAGAACUGAUUAAAGGCGGGCCGGGAGAGAAUGACCAAGACGAUCCUGUUUCGGCGGCUUUCGUGUUCGACAAGGAACCUAAUCUGGAGAAAGAAAUCAAAGGUGUUUUGAAGACUUCUGGUUCGAAGUCGAGAAGAUCAAUGGAGUCGCCACGUCACGUUCGGUUCUCAACCUCGUCGCCGGUUUCUUAUCCGACGUCUCCCACACAUUCAAUCACGCCACGGUUGCUACAAGCCACCGAGGACUUCAGUAGUUUCUUGGAAGCUCAAGCCGUGUGAAUGGAGA
Molecule: messenger RNA, 1210 nt
Organism: Capsella rubella
Lineage: Eukaryota; Viridiplantae; Streptophyta; Magnoliopsida; Brassicales; Brassicaceae
Exons: 1
Coding region: 1-1203 (400 amino acids)
Biological process (GO): response to photooxidative stress; photosystem I assembly
Cellular component (GO): chloroplast thylakoid membrane
Source: RefSeq, a predicted model, not a curated record